GCUUCAUAGUCAUUGAGUUUCGUUCGAGCUAGAAUGAGGAUCAGUCUGCCGAUACUAAUAAUUUGGCUGGCAGCCACUGCCACGAUGGUUGAGUGUAAAAAACAUCGACCCAAGGAUAAUCGAUAUUGCACCUCAAAGUUUUGUAAAGCCGACAACAUAGCCUGCCAUAAGAACGCAACCCUCAGUCACGAUUGCCAUCACAGUACGAAAUUUGUAGAUAUGCAAAAGUAUAAAGAUACGCUCGAUGGCCUGUUCAAUACGGUGCGAAAUAAGGUGGCCAGAGGGGGCUAUAGAAAUCUACCAGUGGCCGGUCGCAUGGCCCGUAUGAUGUGGUCGGAAGAGUUGGCCUGGUUCGCCAAACUCAAAUUAAGCCAUUGUCGUAUACGCAACCAGCAAUGCAUGAACUCUCCAUUAUUUUAUUAUAUUGGCAGCAUUGGCGACGAGGCGAUAAGACCCACUGCCCAAAUGGCAAUCACCGAUUUGUCCCACAUGAAGACCAUGGUCGAGGGAUGGUUCAGUCAGGUGACUGGCAUACCACGAUCCGACACACUCCGAUUGCCCAGCUUCUAUGCGAAAGAAAGUGUAUACCGCAGCGCUCUGCUCAUCAAUGAGAAGAAUUCGCACUUUGGUUGUGCCGCUUUAACGUACACGUACACGGGCUUUAAGUAUUUUCUAUUCACCUGCACCUUUGCCACCAUGAAUAUACCUGAGCAACCCAUUUACAAGUGGAGCUCAAGGCCCGGUCAGGAAUGCUAUAAAAUGGACAAACAAUACAAGAAUCUGUGUGCUAAGGGAGAGCGUUAUGGCAAUGAUAUGCCCAUUGCCAAUCUACCAUUACAUGUCGAACCCAUUGAUACAUGAUGGAAAUUGUUCUUGAAAUUAAAGACCUAGAUAAAUAAUAAAUAAAUAAAUAAAAUAAUAAAUAAAUAAAUAAAAUAAAUAAUAAAUAUAUAAGAUAAAAUGGGAUAAGAUCAUCCUAAUAGAGAAAUAUUUAAGAACAAAAAUUCGUUCAUUUUAUAUCAAGAAUACAACGGGCUUGCUUGCGUUUCAUAUUCAUAAUAAUAUUUCUGCGUUUUCUAUUAGAUUAACUUUGUUUUUUAGUUCACCUUCUUUAGAUCAUAAUUUUAGACCGGCUUUAUUGAUUAGAUCGUCGUACUUUUUC
Molecule: messenger RNA, 1162 nt
Organism: Drosophila obscura
Lineage: Eukaryota; Metazoa; Arthropoda; Insecta; Diptera; Drosophilidae
Product: allergen Tab y 5.0101-like
Exons: 3
Coding region: 34-861 (275 amino acids)
Source: RefSeq, a predicted model, not a curated record